UGGACCACCGAGUGCACAGAUAGAACACUUUUCUCCAGAUUUAUUAGCUGUAAAUGAACAGAUAUUUUCUCUAAAGCAGCCCUUUGACGACCCAGCUGGAUUACAUGUCUCAUGUUGUGAUUAGAGAUCUGGCGUGGUGUUCAGGGACAAGUGGAUUUUUGUGGACAUCAGCUUCAUCUACAGGACUUAGUUUUAUCCCUGGUGCUUGUGUUGCAGCAUGUUUGGGGUAAAAGACUUACAAGGAGCUGAGUGUGAGCUGUGAGGGGAGGAAGAUAAAGCUGAGGGAAGACUGAAAGAGCUGCCACCUUGCUCGCAGCGCCAGCAGAGGAGAGUGGAGCAUCCUUUCCGUGGCUUGGCUGAAUUUGUGAGGAUUUGGAGGAGCAGCACAUGUUACCUGCAGGUGAACAACUGAAUACAUUUAUAGAGGUCCUUCAUCCUAACUAAGACUGGCUGUAUCCAACAAUCCAGACAGAUUUUUAUCAUCCGUUUCCGCAUCUCACAUCUAGCAUGGGCACACUUCGUCUUCCAGCCUGUCUGCUUCUGAUCGCUAUGAUUAGUUCCUCAAAUGCUGGACUCAUCAAAAAAGUCUUACGACAUCGGCGACAGACCCUGCUUCCUCCUAGUGAACAUAACGUCACCUUCCCCAGUGCAGGACAUCCUGUGGUUUUCAGCCAUGUAUACACCAUCAACGUUCCUACCAGUUCCCUGUGCUCGGUGGACCUGGAAUCCCCAGACAGCAGCCAUCUCCAUCCUAAAGACAUCAACUCAGAUCACCACGUCACUGAACACACACUCGAUGAGGACAACCAGAUCGUCUUCACACACCGUAUUAACAUACCUCGACAGGCCUGUGGUUGUAAUGAUGACUUGGCCAUUGUCAAGGACCUCAUGAGCCGGCUGGAGAUGCUUGAAGGAGAAGUUUCAGCUUUGAGGGAUCAGUGUAGCGGUGGAGGGGUCUGCUGCAGUCCUGAAACUACAGGUGAGUUUGGAACAAAACCUUACUGUAGUGGCCAUGGAAACUACAAUGCUGAAACCCAUGGGUGUACAUGUGAUCCUGGCUGGAAGGGACCCAACUGCGCAGAGCCCGAGUGUCCUGCUAGCUGCCAGGACCACAGCCACUGCGUGAAUGGAAAAUGUGAGUGCUUCAAGGGCUUCGGCGGGGAUGACUGUUCAAUAGAGCUCUGCCUGGUGGACUGUGGAGCGCACGGCCUCUGCGUGGGCGGUGUUUGCAACUGUUCGGAUGGUUUCUUUGGCGAGGACUGCUCUCAGACUCGGUGCUUGAACAACUGCCUGGGCCGUGGUUCCUGUGUGGAUGGAGACUGUGUGUGUAACGUGCCUUGGACUGGCUUUGACUGCUCUGAACUCAUCUGCCCCAAAGACUGCUACGACCGCGGGCGCUGCGUGAACGGUACCUGCUACUGUGACGAGGGCUUCACUGGAGAGGACUGUGGAGAGCGCUCUUGUCCCAAGAACUGCACCGGCAACGGUCUCUGUGUUGAUGGUGGAUGCAUUUGCUCUGCAGGAUACAGUGGUGAAGACUGCUCUCAACUCACCUGCCUGAAUGACUGCAGUGGCAGAGGCACAUGCUUCAAUGGAAUGUGCAUCUGCGACUCCGGCUAUCAAGGGGAAGACUGCAGCCAGUUGGCGUGUCUGAAUAACUGCAACAGUAGAGGCCAGUGCAUCAAUGGACAGUGUUCAUGUGACGUCGGUUUCCAGGGGGAUGACUGUUCCGAGCUUUCCUGUCCCAACAGCUGCUUGAUGAGGGGACGUUGUGGAAAUGGCCAGUGUGUCUGUGAUGAGGGUUUUACUGGGGAAGACUGCAGCAUCCGCCUCUGCCCCUCAAACUGCUACACUCAAGGGGAGUGUAUUAACGGACGUUGUGAGUGCCACGCAGGCUUUGCUGGCGAGGACUGCAGUGAACUGAGCUGCCCUAACAACUGCAGCAAUCAGGGCCACUGCAUCAGUGGCCAGUGUGUUUGUGACGAAGGUUUCAGUGGUGAAAACUGCAGUCAGAAAGCUUGUCCAAACGACUGUCUGGCACAGGGUCACUGUUACAACGGCAAAUGCAUCUGUCAGGAAGGGUUCACUGGAGAGGACUGCUCUGUGCUUGCAUGUCUGGAUAACUGCAACCUCAGGGGGCGCUGCAUCAACGGAACGUGCACGUGCGAUAGUGGAUAUGAGGGAGAAAGCUGUGCAGACCGGAGCUGCAUCAACAACUGCCAGGACAAAGGUCGCUGCGUGAACGGUCAGUGCGCCUGUGACGAGGGAUACAUCGGGGAGGACUGCUCAGGAGUUUCUCCUGCAAAGGACUUAAAGGUUGGAGAGGUCAACGCCAGCACGGUGAACCUGUCCUGGUACAACGAUAUGCUGGUCACAGAGUAUCUCAUCACGUAUGUCCCCACCAGUCCUGGGGGUCUUCUCAUGGACUUUACUGUGCCUGGAGACAAAACCGCCGCCACCGUUAAAGAGCUUGAACCUGGCAUUGAGUACCUGAUCAGUGUCUACGCUGUCCUGAGCAACAAGAGGAGCAUCCCUGUCAGUGCAAGAGUGGCCACAGACCUCCCGCAGCCAGAAGGCUUAAGGUUUAAAUCAGUGAGAGAGACCUCUGUAAAGGUUAUGUGGGACCAGCUGGACAUCUCUUUCGACGCCUGGGAGAUCCAUUUCCGCAACACGAAAGAAGAAAACGGAAAAGUCGUGAGCACAGUUCCAUCGUCUCAAAACCACUUCCUUCAGUCUGGGCUUGGACCAGGACAGGAGUACGAGGUGUCCCUCAACGUCCUCAAGAACAACAUCAAAGGACCCCAAACAUCUACAACGGUCACUACCAAGAUUGACGGUCCGCGGCAGGUGGAAGUGAAGGAUGUGACGGACUCUUCGGCUUUGAUCAGCUGGAAUCUACCUGUUGCUCAUGUGGACAGAGUCACCAUGUUUUACAUGCCCAGCUCCGACCCAUCGAACGAAACCACGGUGGACAUUUUCCCUCCUGACAAACAGUACAGCGUGGACAGUUUGAGGCCAGACACUGAGUACACUGUUUCAAUAAUUUCAAGACGUGGAGAUGCAACAAGUGACCCUGCCACCACCUCAUUCACGACAGAACUGGAUGCCCCCACCGGCCUGCAAGCGGUGUCACAAACAGAAGACAGCAUCACUCUGGAGUGGACCAACAGCCAGGCUAAUGCUAGCGGCUAUCGAGUGAAAUACAGCCCCAUCUCUGGCGCCACUCAUGGUGAAGAAGUGUUCCCACGGGGACCGGGACACACCACACAGGCUACCAUCACCGGGUUGGAUCCGGGGACGGAGCAUGGGAUCGGAGUGACAGCUGUAAAGAACGAAAGGGAAAGUCUCCCUGCUACUACUAAUGCAGCGACUGACCUCGAUCCUCCCAGGGACUUUGAACAAGUCAAGUCCACAGAGACGUCUCUGACGGUGAGGUGGCAGAAACCCCAAGCUAAAGUGAGUGGAUACAGACUGGUCUACAUCUCCAGAGAUGGCCAGACAGAAGAAGUAGAGAUCCCAGUCACAGCAACUACAUACAUCCUUCCUAACCUGACUCCUGGAAUGAGCUAUACCCUCACUUUGACUGCAGAGAGGGGCCAGAGAACGAGCAGGCCUGUCUCACUAUCAGCAUCCACAGCCUCUUUCACCUUUUAUUCUGCUAACUCAGACAUCCAUGAGCAAACAGCUCCCAGAGACUCAGAGAAUAGCUCUGGGGUUUUACAACCAUCUGAGUCCCAGUUUUCUGGGGCAGAGCUUGAGGAUGAGCUCGGAGUGCUGACUGUUUCCGGCAUCACGUUUGACGGAUUUGACCUCUCUUGGAAACUAAAGCCUCACAAUGUUUAUGAUAAUUUAGUUGUGUCAUAUAAAGGCACUCAGCAGUUGUGGGGUUUGAGAGAGGUCAAACUUCCUGGAGAUGCCCGUGGGUCUAGACUCACCGGCCUGAAGCCGUUGACAGAAUAUCAAAUACACUUAAAGGGAGUAACAAGUAGCCAGGAAUCAUCUGUGCUACUUGAAGCUGUUGCAGUCACAGCACCUCUAGAAGAAGCUCUGGAAACCCUACUGUCCACUCUGGAGAAUGAAAGCCCAGAUCUUCUACUUUCACUAAACAAUGAAGCACUGCCCACAUCUGAUGCUGUUGUGAUGAGUUCUGGGGCUGAGCCUGAAAGCUCAGCUGAGCUGAAGCCGACUAUAGUGAACCUCACCAUAUCCGAAAUUUCCUGGGAUGGUUUCACUGCAUCCUGGAGCCUCACUGGGGGGGGCUUUGACAGCUUUGUCAUUGAGGUAACAAACAUGGAGAAUUUUGAAGAGAGCCAGAACCUCACUCUCUCUGGCGACGCUUUGAGCCUGGGUAUCUCUGGGUUGAACCCUAACACCAGCUACAUGGUUGGCCUGUAUGGGAUGCAUCAGGGCUCCUUCCUUGAACCCCUGUACAGUGAAGCCACCACAGCGACUCAGCCUGUGAUUGGCAAACUAUACGUCUCAAACAUAACAUCUGAGAGCUUUACAAUCCAGUGGAAUGGUGCUGAGAGACGGUUUGAUGGUUUUAUCCUGGAGAUAAUUGACUCUGAUUGGCUGACGGAGCCAAAGGAAUACAACAUCUCCAGUAAUGUAACAUCCCUUGACAUUGACGGGCUCAGGCCCAGCACGCAUUAUGUAAUCUACCUCUACGGGACUUUCAAGGGAUCUCGUUCGAAUGCUGUCAGUAUUGUUGCAUCCACAGCUGAAGAGCCCGAUUUGUCCAAGCUAGUUGUUUCUAACGUUACCUCUGACAGAUUCUCUCUGUCAUGGCGAACAGGAGAGAAGGAAUUUGAUAGGUUUAUAGUAGAAGUCAGAGAGUCUGCUUUGCCCUCGCAGGCAAUGGGGCGCACUCUUCCAGGAGAUGUUCGCUCUACAGUAAUGGCCGGGCUCAAGGCGAGCACGAGCUACAGCAUAAAACUUUAUGCCAGUGAAGGUGAUGGCCAGAAUACACCGCCUCUGUUUGCUGUAGCAACAACAGAGGAUGUCCCAAAGUUGGGGCCUCUGGCUGCUUCGUCGAUGAGCCCUCAUAACCUGAGUUUGUUCUGGAACACUGUAUCAGGACACUUUAACAGCUUUGUUGUCCGCGUCAGUGACCCUGAGCAGCUGUCUGAUCCGCUGGAGUUCAGGCUGCCCGGCGAAGUUCGUAACGUUACAGUAACAAACCUGACUGAUGACUCGGGCUACGACGUCGAACUUUACGGUAUUUCUCACGGGCGUCGCACUCCCUCUGUGUUUGCCCACGCUGUGACAGCUCCUUUACCCAAAGUGGAAAACUUGACCAUUUCCACCGUAACCCCCUACGGUUUCAGAGUGUCCUGGGAGGUCAGGCAGCAGCAGGAGGAAUUAUCACCAUCUAGUGGCGGUUUCAGCCACUUCCACAUAGUGGUGACAGACUCUGGCCGGCUGCUGGAGCCUCAGGACUUCACAGUGCCGGGGAACCAAAGUCAUCUGGACAUGUGGGGGCUCAUCACCGGCAUAGGCUAUGAGGUCAAGUUGACGGGGGUGUCAGAAUCGGGGCUUCUCUCUCGGCCUCUGACUAUAGUGGCUGUGACAGAGGCUGAGCCGGAGGUGGAGCAUCUCUUCGUCUCGGACGUCACGGCUGACGGUUUCCGUCUGUCGUGGACCACGGACCACGACCUGUUUGACAGAUUUGUCAUUAAAGUCAGAGACAGUAAAAGGUUAGCCCAUCCACAGGAGUUCAGCGCCCGCAGCGACAAGAGGACCAAGGUCAUAACUGGCCUCAUGAGUGGCACUGAGUAUGAAAUCGAGCUUUAUGGCGUCACAGUGGACCAACGCUCCCAACCAAUUACAGCGGUUGCUCAGACAGCCCUAAGUGCUCCCAAAGGUCUUCAUUUCACUGAAGUGACAGAUUCUACAGCUCGAGUUCACUGGUCCAAACCAGAUUUUGACAUGGAGAAAUACCGCAUCACCUACGUGCCACAGGAAGGAGGAAUCCCGUUGAGCAUGAUGGCAGAUGGAAGCGUGUCGGAGAUUCUCCUGAUCAACAUGUUGCCAGGGAAGGCCUACCACGUCACUGUGACUGCCCUGAAAGGUUUGGAGGAGAGCGAGCCCAGCUCCGGCUCCGUGACCACAGCUUUGGACAGUCCGCGGGGUGUGACUGCAGCCAACAUCAAUGACACAUCAGCUCUGUUGCUGUGGCAACCAUGUGUAGCCACUGUCGAAGGCUACGUUAUCACGUACAGCACAGACUCGGCACCUCCGGUGAUUGAGCAUGUUUCUGGGAACACGGUGGAGUUUGAGAUGAACUCCCUGCUUCCUGGAUCUCUCUAUAGAGUUGGAGUUCAUGGUUUGAGAGAGACUCAGAAGAGCACCCCUGCUGUUACUGAAUUCACCACAGAUGUGGAUCCGCCUCGUGACCUGAAAGCUGAUAACGUUCAAACCGACAGCGCUGUUCUGACCUGGAAGCCACCUCAUGCUGCCGUCACUGGCUACGCGCUUACCUUCUUCUCUGCUGGCGGUGCCAUUAGAGAGGUAACGUUGAGCCCAACAGCAUCGUCGUACACCAUGUCUCAGCUGACCGCUUCCACAGAGUACAACGUCCGCCUGCAGGCCAUCGCUGCGGCCAAGCGGAGCCGCUACGUAACCACCACAUUUUCCACCAGUAAAGCUGGACAGGUGUUUGCGUGGCCCUGGGACUGUGCUCAGAUUUUACUGAACGGAGAGACGGCCUCUGGUUUGUACACCAUCUACAUAGGAGGGGAGGAUACCCAGCCUCUUCAGGUUUACUGUGACAUGACCACAGACGGUGGUGGAUGGAUAGUUUUCCUCAGACGGCAAAAUGGAAAGCUGGAAUUCUUCAGGAACUGGAAGAGCUACACAGCUGGCUUUGGAAACAUGAAUGAUGAGUUCUGGCUGGGUCUCUCCAAUCUCCACAAAAUCACAUCUUCGGGACAAUAUGAGCUGAGAGUGGACCUGAGAGACAAAGGGGAGUCGGCCUAUGCUCAGUAUGAUAGGUUCACCAUUGCAGAGCCAAGAACACGCUACAAGCUCUACUUAGGAGCAUACGAUGGGACAGCAGGUGACUCAAUGACUUACCACAAUGGUCGGCCCUUCUCCACCUACGACAACGAUAACGAUAUCGCCGUGACAAACUGCGCCCUGUCCUACAAAGGGGCUUUUUGGUAUAAAAACUGUCAUCGGGUCAACCUGAUGGGGAAAUAUGGGGACAACAGCCAUAGUAAGGGAAUUAACUGGUUCCACUGGAAAGGUCACGAACACUCAAUCCAAUUUGCAGAAAUGAAGAUUAGACCAUCCAACUUCAAAAACUUUGAGAGCCGAAAGAAACAAUCGUAGAGCCCCGGUCGCCCUCUGCUCCUGCACCUCGCCUCCACUCGCCCGACGCUCCUCGCUUUGUAAAAACCACCUCUCUAUAAAACACCCGAAACAAAGGCAGGACCACUGACUGGAAAUCGGUUCUGGUUCUGACUGAAGAACCUGCUAACACAACACCAAAGAAUCAACAGAGCGUUAGCAGUGUGCUCACAGCUGUCCCCACAUGGCGUUGUUCUGUGAUUGUGUUUCAACAAAGGUAGAUGAUCAUUUGCUCUAGGUUGUAGUUUUUCUGCUUGUUUGUUUUUGUUGGGGGGGGGCUGAUGUGUAAAUUUUUUGUGUUAAAGGAGAUCCAACCUGUCAGACACAUCCUCAACCAAAUCUGAAGGAUGGAAUUUGUUACAAUAAAAUGUGACCGGCCUGAAUAAAAGUAACAUUUAAAGUCUAUGGUUAAAAAAAAUUAACCAGUUUUCUCACUGUUCAUAUUUAAAAACUGAUUUUGUUUUUAGAAAAUCAACACAAAUAAAACACCUGUUGCUCUGUAAUCCCCAUUUCAAAUAAAAAUGAUUUGAUACCUGGAAUUUUA
Nothobranchius furzeri (turquoise killifish) is the source of this 7894-nucleotide messenger RNA. RefSeq names its product tenascin Ca (gene tnca). Gene Ontology annotation, molecular function: protein binding. The record is from RefSeq and is a predicted model, not a curated record. Lineage: Eukaryota; Metazoa; Chordata; Actinopteri; Cyprinodontiformes; Nothobranchiidae. Gene Ontology annotation, biological process: neuron projection development; regulation of cell adhesion.